GAGCGCUGUGUGCGUUUCAUACCCGAUAGGGGGUUAGCUUCGUAACAAUCUGGCAACACGGCGACUCCAAUCUGUCAGAAAUCCUCCUGGAAGGCUAGCGUCACCUGGCUACACCGGUCUAUUCUAACAUCAUCCGAGUGCACCUCAUCGUCCUAUACACGAACCUCGACCAGGACAUGGGGUCCGCUGAGAGUAGCACCAGGAGGGUCUCCUUCGGAGUGGACGAGGAAGAACGGGUCCGGAUCCUGAGAGGGGUCAAGCUGACAGAGGACGUUCUUCAGAGGAUGAGAGGGGUGGCCAACAUGGCACCCAGCCCCCCUUCAACCCCCACGGCUAGCAGCCAGCCAGACCCAGCCAACAAGUCCAAAGAACCAGGCCCCUCCAGCCGGCCCAGCCCAAAGCCCGCUCCCAGGCCACAGCCCGCCCCGCAGCCCCCUGCUCAGCCGGCAUCCCGCCCCACCAGCCCCAAGACCUCCAGGACCGCCAGCCCUAAGCCCACCCCUAACGCUAACGCUAAUGCUAGCGCUAGCGCAGCGGAAGAGAAGAAGAGGUACGAGCGACAGCAGCAGAUCAUGGCAGAGGAGUUGGCCAAGGUGGCGAAGAAGGAGCGGGAGGCGGCGCGUGAGGAGAUGAGCGCAGUGCUGAGGGGGGAGCGGCUGAUGGCCUUACAGGAGAGCGAGAAGGCCCAACAGCUGCCUCCAGCAGAGCUCCAACUUCUGGCCAAGCGGCUGCAGAAGAAGGAUGCAGAUCUGAAAGUCAUGGACGCCUUCUACAAGGAACAACUGGACCUGCUGGAGAAGAGGAACAUAGAGAGGUUCAGACAGAGCAGUGAGCAGUUCAACCAAGCAGCCACCAGCUGUGAAGCCAACGUGAGGCCACGUGGUACUACGGCGGUGUGCAGCGGCCUGCAGGCCCAGAUCCUCCACUGUUACCGCGACAACCGGCAGGAGCCCCUCCUCUGCUCCGAGCUGGCCAAGCAGUACCAGCAGUGCAUCAGCACGGCCAAGACGAACCUGAUGGUGAAUCAUGGAUGAAGAGGACGACGACGAUGAAGAAGGGGGGGUGGAGGACGAUGAAGAGGAGAGGGUGGAGGAGGGG
Gadus chalcogrammus (walleye pollock) is the source of this 1098-nucleotide messenger RNA. RefSeq names its product MICOS complex subunit mic25a-like. The record is from RefSeq and is a predicted model, not a curated record. Gene Ontology annotation, cellular component: MICOS complex; mitochondrion. NCBI's taxonomy places the organism in Eukaryota, Metazoa, Chordata, Actinopteri, Gadiformes, Gadidae. Bases 177 to 1034 code for a protein of 285 amino acids. The transcript has 9 exons.